ACUACAAUCUUAUCCCAUCAUUGCGAUUUAGCCGCAUUUAUUCAUCACAUUUACUCUGUUUUAUACACUAAAGAUUAUAAUCUCCUUGUAAACGCAACUAUUUGUUGUGUAGUCGCGAUUUGAAAGCUCUGAUAUUGCGUUGACCUUAAACUGUCGGCUUUUCCCACAGAGACAGACGCGGGUUUAUUCCUCACCACAGUCAGCGAGCUCUACCAAAAUCAUGUACGCCUGUGCAAAGUUCGUGUCCACACCCGCACUGGUCCGCUCUGGUUCAAGGGCGCUGUACAGACCACUCUCUGCGUCUGUGCUCUCCAGGCCAGAUGUCAGCUCUGCAGAGGCCAGCCCAGCCUUUCUGCCACAGACUGCCGGCUCCCAGGUUGCAGUUCGGGGCUUUCAGACAAGCGCCAUAAGCCGUGACAUCGACACAGCCGCCAAGUUCAUUGGUGCUGGAGCCGCCACUGUGGGAGUGGCAGGUUCAGGAGCUGGAAUCGGAACAGUGUUCGGCAGUCUCAUUAUCGGAUAUGCCAGGAACCCAUCUCUGAAGCAGCAGUUGUUCUCAUAUGCUAUCUUGGGAUUUGCCCUGUCCGAGGCUAUGGGUCUCUUCUGUUUGAUGGUGGCUUUCCUCAUCCUGUUUGCCAUGUAAACACUGCUCCGUCCACCUCCUCUCACAGCUGUGACGACGCGUUUUUACACUGGCUACCAAAAGCGUUCUGUGUCGGUGUCACUAAAAUUGUACAUUUUUCCAAGUUUUUGUUGAAGGCUGAUAAGAUAAAAGACAUGUAUUGUAAAAAUGUAUCCAAAUACAGAAUAAAUACAUGUAUUUCACUAUUUAAAA
Danio rerio (zebrafish) is the source of this 835-nucleotide messenger RNA. RefSeq names its product ATP synthase membrane subunit c locus 3b (gene atp5mc3b). Lineage: Eukaryota; Metazoa; Chordata; Actinopteri; Cypriniformes; Danionidae. Gene Ontology annotation, cellular component: proton-transporting ATP synthase complex; mitochondrial membrane; membrane. Gene Ontology annotation, molecular function: proton transmembrane transporter activity. The record is from RefSeq and is marked provisional. Gene Ontology annotation, biological process: proton motive force-driven ATP synthesis; proton transmembrane transport.